AUGGGCAAACUUUUGAUCUACGGCCUGGAGGCAAGUCCGCCGACACGAGCCUGUUUGCUGACGCUGAAGGCGCUGGAGCUGCCGUACGAUCUGGUGCCCGUUAAUAUACCAGCCGGUGAGCAUUUGUUGCCCGAGUUCCGGCAGAAGAAUCCGCAGCAUACGGUGCCAUUGCUGGAGGAUGAGGCUGCAUAUAUCUGGGACUCGCACGCCAUUAUGGCCUACCUGGUGGGCAAAUAUGCGGCAAAUGAUGCACUGUAUCCGACGGACUGUCGCCAACGUGCGAUUGUCGAUCAGCGGCUGCACUUCGAUUCGGGUCUGAUGUUCACGGGCGCACUGCGUCCCAUAACGAGAAGUGUGCUCUUUCUGGGCGAAACGGCCAUUGAACAGUCCCGCAUCGAUGCGGUGGCCGAGAUCUAUGACCUGGUCGAGCUAUUUCUGGGCGAUAACGAUUUCGUGGCCGGCAACGAGCUGACCAUAGCCGACUUUAGCUUCGUGUCGUCGAUAAGCUGCCUGGCUGUCUACUUGGAGCUGGAUCCGGUCAAGUAUCCCAAGAUCUUGGCCUGGCUGGAGCGGCUCAAGGAGCUGCCCUACUACGAGGAGGCCAAUGGCGUGGGCGCUGCACAGCUGGAGGCUAUGCUUAAGUCGAAAAACUUUACAAUUGUUACUUAGUUUGGGUUUGGCUCUCAGUAAAAUGCCCAUUUUAUG
This is a messenger RNA of Drosophila montana, 705 nucleotides long. Its product is annotated as glutathione S-transferase 1-like. Bases 1 to 669 code for a protein of 222 amino acids. Lineage: Eukaryota; Metazoa; Arthropoda; Insecta; Diptera; Drosophilidae. The transcript has a single exon. Gene Ontology annotation, molecular function: glutathione transferase activity. The record is from RefSeq and is a predicted model, not a curated record. Gene Ontology annotation, biological process: glutathione metabolic process.